Messenger RNA from Seminavis robusta, 4864 nucleotides. Lineage: Eukaryota; Bacillariophyta; Bacillariophyceae; Naviculales; Naviculaceae. The record is from the annotation of a GenBank genome assembly.
AUGACGACGACUCCCAGUAACAACCUUGUGGACGCUGCGGAUUUGGAGAUGAUGGAAGCUCUCGAACACGGAGAACCCCCCAGUGACGAGGAAGAGGAGAUUGACUUGACAAUGCCAACCAUCACCGAGGGUGAAGCGCAUCCAUCCAUGGCACGCAUCAGCUCGAGUGGCUACAGCAGCAGCUCAGACCACCAUAACGACAACGAGGGGGCUGAGAUCGACUUGACAAUGGCAACAUCCAUUGAGGGUGAGGAACAUCCACCCAAGGGACGCCGGUUAACAUGGCAUCAGCAUCAACUCCAGUCGGUGGGUAUGGGCAUGUCAGACCUGGAUUAUGAUGAAGACUGUGACCUCGUCGAGGGCAAGAUUGGGACCAAACCCAAAGUGCACCUUGGAACUGUUCAAGGUCGUACCGGUACUGGUGAUGGUGAUGAUGAUGACAGCUGCAGCCGUGAUAGCGUCUUGUCGGCAGAAGCAAGAGAACGAGCCAUCCGUAGAGGAUGCUUCAGCGGGAUGAUUUGGGAACAAAUCUACAGCUACAUGGGAAUGAUCAUAUAUUUUUUCUGUGACAUUAUUGCUGCAUUGUGCAAACGCAUUCACAAGAAAAUAUUCAAGAACAACUCAUCCAACGACGAUGAUGCCAACAGCUUGGAUGUUGUAGAUCUUGCUACUGACCUUGUUGAUGCGGAUGAUAUCCGCGGCAUGAGCCGACAGUUUUCCAGCAAUGCCUUUCAAGGUGGUGGCUACUCUGCCAAUGCGGGCGCUGCAACGAGUACUUCGGCAGCCCAGUCGGCUGCAACGGCUGGUCACAUGGCCACUGUCGCAGCCCAAAGUGCUGCCACUGCCACUGCUUCUGCAACCACCGCUGUAGCGGCAUCAUCCACCUUUGCCUCUACUUUGGUAGGAGCUGUGGCUUCCAUGGGAGUAGCCUCGCAAGUAGGUGCUGCUGUGGGAGCGGCAGCGGUUACGGUUGCUGCCGUGUCCACUGGGGUGAGCAUCAGUCAAGAAGCAGUGGGCCCUACCCCAGUGCCACUGGCUUUUGUUCUUAAUGACCCGUUCAUCCCACCAGUCUGCUCCCAAGAUGUUGAUAUCAAGCAAGGCUAUGUUGAACUGCAGAUCCAGUCACUUCCAAAAGCAGCGUUGCCCCAGUACCAGGUGGCAAUGGAGAGAAUGUUCCGAACUGUCUACAACAACAUCUCUGGUCAGUGCCUGGAUCCUCUACAGAGAAUUGUCCACAAUGCCUCACUGGAGCGUUGGGAGGAGAUUGAGACAGCAAACCAAGCUAGCAUUACCACAUUGUAUUGGUCUGCUACUGUUGCUUGUAGUGGUUGUCCUGAUUGGGAGCCCCUUUUUGACCUAUCCACAAUUCUUGCCUUGGAACUAGACCAAGUUGCUGUAGAUUCCAUGAGCUCUUCCAAUGCCACAAACAUGACCAUUGGAGGUGCUGAUAACAACCUCACACAGUCAGUAGGGCCAUCAAGAGCUAGCUCCAGAUCUGCAUACCUGGGUGGGCGCAAUCUACAAGAAGCUCCCACUUUAAAUGAGUUCUUUGCCAUCUUUGCAACCACCUUUGGAUACAACUUGGGCCCCUUGCUGGAGGGCGCCAGCAAUGGUGCCAAUGAAACUGAGGCCAAAACCACUGAACCACCAAAGGUUGUCUUUGCCACAACCAAGGCAGUGCCAGUCUUUGAUAGAUAUGGCAGCAGUGGUCCCAAUAAUCAGACCUCUGUGGUUGCCUCAGUUGGUGAAGAAGCAUUGCAGCAAUUUGAUGACUAUGUUAAUGCCAACGGAGGAGAGGUCAAGACGCCCUUUAUCUCUGAUGACCUCUCUUUACUGGCAGACUGCAUCUUAGAGGAUCCCGAAACUGAGGAAGCCUCGCCAACCUGCGAUCAAGUUAAAGCAGUUUUGGCCAGCUCAGAGCGCAACAUGGAUGCUGCCGCUCUGGUAGAUUGCAUUGAAGAACCAACUAGCACAUUGGAGUGUCAAGAGGUUUUGGCUGAUGUCUUAAAUGGACCAUCAUCUUCAUUGUUAGCUGGAGGUUCAUCUGAUAGCUCGGCUGAUUUGGACUCCCUCCAGACGGCAGCUACAUCAGAUAACAGUGCUGAUAAUAUCAGCAAUGGCAAUGUGGAGGCGCCCUCAAUUUCAGCCCCCCACUCACAGCAAAGUGAUGAGUUUCCUUUCGACGAACCACAUGGCCGUUUGGACAAUCAUGCGCCGACCUUGUCCCCUGCAAUGAUGUCAGAACUACAAAAUGAUCAGGAUGCACAGUCUGUUUCUAUGUUCGGGGAAGAACCGAUUCCUUCACAAGUCUUGACUGCUGAGCCAGCUCCUGUGACUGAUUUCACUACACCACACGUGGAUUACUUCCCUCAAGCCCCUUCUAGUGCAGCACCAGCCACAAUGGGAUAUAGUGUCGCCUCACAGAUCCCUACCACAGCGAAGCCUGGAAAUGCUGGCGAUAUGCCUUCACCCACUUCUGGAGAAUCUCCAGUUGUGGGAUCUAGUAUUGGUUCUAGUGGUGUGUUGGGUGAGGGGCCAAGCAGCAACUCAGAAACAGGAAGUACAGCUGCAGCUGUUGCCUCUCCGACAUCUAUCUCUCCACCUGCCGAUUUGUCUAACCAGCCAGUAUCUGAGAAUGAUGCAAUGCUAGGAAUGGACCCAGCUCUUGCCGUCUUGGGAUUAUCCACUUCCCCAUCAUUAAUAGUCUCCAGCGCUGGAUCAAGCAGUCCCAUCAUCAUGCCAUCCUCAACUGCCUAUCAGAACAGCCCAAGCAUUGAGCCUCUCUCUUUGCACCCCUCAAUUGAUGCCUCACUUUCACCACAAACUGUUCAUGAGCUUAAUGCAUUCACAAACAACGCAAACAACUAUUUUGCUAUACCAAAAAGACAAGGAGUGACUUCAGCUCCCACGGUGAACACAGGAAUUUCAUCCUACACAGCCUUAGAACUGAACAAGUUUACAACAAAGGAAGGUGGUGUAAUGGAGACACCGCGUGCCAACAAUGUAGAUGCACCACCAAAAGCAGCUCCUGGUACUAGUCCCACUGCCCUGGUUGCAACAGCAAAGGUUUCAAUCCUGCUGCCUACCACUCCUCCACAAACUAAUGAAAACCCCACGCUUGACCCUACCUUGGAACCCACCUUGGAACCUACCAACGAGCCAACCACUGCAAGCCCCACAGUUGUACCGGGUUCACCGAGUGCCAAUCCCACAACUGGUACACCCACCAGUUUGGAGCCCACGACGGGUCGCCCAACAACCGUGUCAACUACUAUAAUCCCAACUGUUCUGGAUGGAAAGUCCAGCAGCAGUCCUACAACUCUACCGCCUACGACAGGAAAACCAACUACAGCCGCUCCUGUAACAACCAGUACUCCUAGCAACACACCAUCAAGCACUCCCACAGAGUUGCCAACCAUCUUCCCCACAAGGAAUCCAACAGGGACCCCAACCCAAAUACCUACAGUUUCUCCAGGUUUCCCUAGUGCUGCUCCAACUACAGAAAACCCCACCAACAGUCCUUCUGAAAUACCCACAGAACAACCAACUAGCUUCCCCACUAGGCUCCCUACAUACAGCCCAACCAGUCAACCCACAAGAGAUCCUUCAAACUCUCCAACUAUCAGUUGCAGUGAAUCGUUCUUUGAGGUAGAGGCAACCUAUUAUGUGACAUUUGAUGAGAACCCCAACACACGCUCAGAUGCCGACCUUGGACAAGAUUUCUACAACGCAUACUCCGCCCUGGGAAAGACUGGUUGUGAUCCCAUCAUGUCUCAAGCCAUUGUGACAAGAAGAGUUGCCCGUCGCCAUCUUUCAGUCGAUACUGACUCUCCCAGGAUUGUGGAAAGACACCUGCAGUUGGGGGUGCAGGUUGAGUUUUUGGUCAAGUCAAGGCAAACAAAGUUUGACUCAAUCGUAACAGAAGAGAAUGAUAUUGCACAAUUUCUUCAGGAAUUUACAGCAGGGAUGGGGGGCAGCACUUCUACCGCUAUAAGGUUCAGUACCACACUUGUCACGAGGUCACCAACUCGUCCUCCCUCCACCCAGCCAACACAUCAUCCCACCAAAGCUCCCACCAGCCAACCAACAAAUAGGUCAACACCCCUGCCAACGAUUACGCCAGGUGCCCCAAGUGAAACCCCAACCACUGGAACUCCCACCGGUGCACCAACUGAUCAACCCUCUGGACUACCAACUGCUCAGCCUACUAUUGGUCCAACCACAAAAUCACCAACUGAACCUCCAAGUGAACAACCAACAAGGCAACCGACAGAGCGGCCAACAUAUUCACCCACAAAUCAACCUUCGAAGUUUCCAACAAAACAACCAACCACUGCCCCCACUGACCUUCCAACUAUACUGCCACUUUUAUCCCAACUGUCUCCCCUGGUGCACCCAGUGCGUCUCCAACGAACCGCAAGCCCCACAACAGUAUCUCCAAGUUUUGUACCAUCGGAUUCUCCAACCAGAAUCCCAACAAGUCAGCCGAGCAGUCAGCCCACCACCCCACCACCUAUCCAUCCCUCGGGGCCUCCCACAACUCAUCCAACCAACCACCCAACAGAAAUCCCUACUGUGUCUCCUACUCCCAUCCCUACAGGCUCCAUUGGCUCUCCCAGUGCUCUACCAACAACAGGAAGUCCAACAUCAGGGACCCCCACAAGAACACCAAGUUAUCCACCUACGGGCCUCCCCACUGGGCCCCCUACAAAGAGCCCAACUGGUCAGCCUACCAGCGUUCCCACAAAUCAGCCAACCAUGUUACCAACGAGGCAACCAACCACAGCAGUGCCCACUGCUUCUCCUGGCUCUCCGAGUGUUAGCCCAACUAGACCUAGUACCUACACAGACACCCGUCAAAGAG